Messenger RNA from Micromonas commoda, 2394 nucleotides. RefSeq lists its product with no specific name. NCBI's taxonomy places the organism in Eukaryota, Viridiplantae, Chlorophyta, Mamiellophyceae, Mamiellales, Mamiellaceae. The coding region runs from base 1 to 2394 and encodes 797 amino acids. The transcript has a single exon. The record is from RefSeq and is a predicted model, not a curated record. Gene Ontology annotation, molecular function: protein binding.
AUGGACGCGCCCUGCCGCCCGCGCCCGCCGCGGCAGCCGAAGACCGCGGCGGAGAACUGCGCCAUCUCCGUCAAGGGCGUCGGAGACAAGUGCGCCAAGGAGGGCAAGUGGCCGGACGCUCGGGACGAGUACGCCAAGGCGAUAAGCCUCGUGCUCGAUGGCUCCGCGCCCACCGAAGGAUGGGCGUGGGACCUGCUCCCGAGGCUGCUGUGCAACCGGGCCAUCGCGCUUUACAAGUGCGGCGUGCAGUUCGACAUGGCCUGCGUCGACGCCAUGCGCGCCGCGGACGCGCUCAAAGUGCACCUCCACAGCGACGCGCAGCCCGGCGGCGCGGGAUCCAAACGCGCGGAGCAGCUCAAGCUCCUGACCAAGGCGAGAUUCUGGGAGGCUCGCGCGCUGACGCGACUGGACCCCCCGCGGCUCACCGACGCGUGCGACGCCCUCCGCAAGGCGCUGGCCACAUGUCACAAGCGCGGCGACGACGGCAAGUCCGACGCGCGCGCCGCACAGAUCGAGCUCCGCGACGUCGCCAGCAAGCUCCCCCUCGGCUUCGUGUGCGAGCACUGGGCCGACGCCGUCGCCCAAGCCGAGUCCCCGUCGCCCUUCGCCACGUCCCAACGCGAGGGCCGCCUGUUAAAGCCCGUCAGACCCGACGCGUGCCGCAUGUCCAAGGUGGAACUCACCGCCGUGCUGGAAGAGUGCGCGGUGGGGCAGGAGAACGAGUGGAGGGACGAGAUGGUCGCCGCGUGGGUCUCCGCAUCCGCCGCCGCCGGCGUCGACGGCGACCGUCUCGGCGGGUCUCAAAGUUCCGCCAUUGGCGGACUCGGCGGUCGCAGAGCCAAGUUCUUCCUCCACUCCGUCCGCGCCAGGGCGUACAUGCGACGCGGCAGGCACGAGCAGGCGCUGCGUGACUCCCGCGCCGCGCUGUCGUACGUUCCGAGCUCGAGCGAAUGGGAACUCUUCGACGCCGACGCCGCGACGCCGCUUCGAUCGCUCGACCCGGCCGACGCGCACGUGCCCGUGCCCAUCACCGAGACGGCGAGGAGGGCGGCGGGGGCGAGGGCGAUGCACGCCGCCGCGCUCGAGGCGGCUGGCGCGGUGGUCAACGCGGGCGAGCUGGACGUGUACCACCCCGAGUUCAACCCGUGCGCGCUCGACGGCGACGUCGAUCCGGAUGCGCCCGUCGAACCCGGCACUGACCCAAACGCUCUCCCUAAAAAGUCGUACGACGACGUGACCAAAUCCGCGUGGAAGAACAGCACCACCACGAUGGGCGAGGGUGGGGUUGACGUGGACGCGCGAAAGACCAACGCCGACCGCCUUCACGCCAAGCGAACGCACCUCACCACUCGCGGCGUCGGCCGCGUCGUGCUGUGCGCCGCGGGCGAGGGAGGGCGGACUGAGGAUCUCGUGGUGGAUUCGGGCGUGGCGGCGGCGGUGGAGUGGCGCCGAGCGUGCGCGCUGGACCCGAACCGCCGCGACUACUCCGCGCGGUGCGUCGCCGCCGCGGAGCGCCACCUCCCGACGAAGCCGCGGUCCGUGUUGCUCGACGAGGGUGCCGGCGCCGCGGUGGAGUGGUUGGAGAAGGAGAAGUGGGCCAACGCUCCCGAGUACGUCAGGCCGCGGUCCAAGUACUACUACUUCUACGAGUGGAUGCGCGAGAGGAUCACCGACCACUUCCCCGCGCUCCCCGAGCCCAUCAUGGACAAGCUCCUCGCCAUGGACGCGGGCGAGCUCGACCUGCUUCUCCGGUACCCCAAGGCUAUUCGCGGGCAGGUGGAGGAGUACCUCGACGUGUACCGGCGCGAGGGGGGCAAGUACCUGGAGACGUACCGAACCCCUCAGCUGUCCUGGGAGGAGGUCAAGGCGCUCAAAGGGCGGGACACCAUCGGCCUGGGGCCCCAGAACGAAUCGGGUCUCAUGGGCAUGGGCGUCGGCGGCGGCGGUUUCGACUCGUGCGGCAACAGGAUCGGCCCUAAGAAGCCGAUGCUGCUGGAGGACGCCGAGGACGUGUCCGACGACGAGCACACCACGGACAGGGCCAUGCUCGGCGCCGCGGGCGACGAGGGCCUCACCGAGGAGGAGGCCGCGGGCUUGGUCAUGAACAACAGCGCGACGUCCAAGCGACGCGACCGCAGGCUCGCCAAGUACCCCAACCUCCCGCCGGACGCGCAAAGGGACGCGGUGCACAGGCGCGAGGCGAGGGCGGCUGGCGACUCCAAGUUUCUCGUCGGCAACGACCGCGCCACUAAGGGUCUUCCCCAGCGCGAGAUCGACCCGGACACGUCGCGGAGGGUGGCGGCAAUCCUCGGGAAGGACGCCUCGCCGUCGACGCCCGCCAUCGGGAAUGCGCCGAAGAAGAUCGAGGUGCGGGACAUGGACGAGAUGGACUGA